Messenger RNA from Anarrhichthys ocellatus (wolf-eel), 4053 nucleotides. RefSeq names its product G protein-coupled receptor 63 (gene gpr63). Lineage: Eukaryota; Metazoa; Chordata; Actinopteri; Perciformes; Anarhichadidae. The record is from RefSeq and is a predicted model, not a curated record. The transcript is spliced from 2 exons. Gene Ontology annotation, cellular component: membrane. Gene Ontology annotation, biological process: G protein-coupled receptor signaling pathway. Gene Ontology annotation, molecular function: G protein-coupled receptor activity. The coding region runs from base 578 to 1777 and encodes 399 amino acids.
GGAAAGCCCGAAAGUGAGCGUAGUUUGUAACAGUGUGGUGACAAUUUGGACCGCAUACAUACAGUACAUAGCCUGAUGCAUUCGUUGCUGGAGGAGGGGCUGCUCACAUCUGUAUGGAGAAAAAAAGAACCUUAAUAUUUAAAACCGUGGAUAAUCAGCGCGGUGUCUCUCGUGCUACUCUGGAAACAAAAGCGAGACUAACCAAAUUCGGAUUUUACUUUUAUCUCCGACUUUAGUUGUGUGCGUGUAGUGGCAUCGCCGGCGGUUAUUAAAAUAACACAGCUACAGGGCCUAAACGUUGCAUUUCGGGGGGAAAAGCCAUCACCGGCCCACUUGUUCGGUAGAAGAACCGCUUACAACGAGGGAGGAGGAACACAUUUUGGGCGGCGAGAUGCACCAUUUGGAGGACUGAGCCGCAGCACUUCAGCCGCUCCGGAGCUUCAACAUGGGGGAAUGAAGCAGGGUCUUGCAGCCAUGGAGACGCUGCCAUGUUGCGUGAGGCCGGGAAUAUCCGCACCUACGGCAUCACGUUUAACGUGAGCUCACCAGCGACGAUGCCGGUCCGCCCUGGGGAAGAAUGGUUCACUCCACUACUGUUCCGGAGGCGGGGGACGUCAACGCCAGUCUCUGCUGCCUCGUCACGGGGCUGCUGAACCUCUCCGCGAGGCCGUCGAUGGAUAACAUCUCCGCGGGCUCCUGGUCGUCCCCGGAGCCGGCCGCGCCGACGGCGAGCCAGACAGGUGUUGGCCUGCCCCUACAGGUCUUCUUCUGCGUCGCCAUGGUCGCCGUCCUGCUCCUGGCUCUGCUGGGGAACAUGGUGGUGUGCCUGAUGGUGUACCAGAGAUCCGCCAUGCGCUCGGCCAUCAACAUCCUGUUGGCGAGCCUGGCGUUCGCGGACAUGAUGCUGGCCGUCCUGAACAUGCCCUUCGCCCUGGUCACCGUCGUGACCACCCAGUGGAUUUUUGGGGAAGUUUUCUGCCGCGUUUCGGCCAUGCUCUUUUGGUUCUUCGUGAUGGAGGGCGUGGCCAUACUGCUUAUAAUAAGCAUAGACCGUUUCCUCAUUAUUGUCCAGAAGCAAGAUAAGCUGAGCCCACAGAGAGCUAAAGUGCUCAUAGUGGUCACUUGGGGACUCUCUUUCGUUUUCUCUUUCCCCCUGGCUGUCGGUUCCCCUCCCUUACAGAUCCCCCCCAGGGCCCCUCAGUGUGUAUUUGGAUACAGCGUUGAGCCCGGUUACCACACCUAUGUGUUGGUAAUAAUGCUAGCCUUCUUCUUCUUCCCCUUCAUGGUCAUGCUGUACACGUUCAUGGGGAUCCUGAACACCAUCCGCCACAACGCCAUCCGCAUCCACAGCCAUCCGGACAGCAUCUGUCUGAGCCAGGCCAGCAAACUGGGCCUGCUGAGCCUCCAGAGGCCCUUCCAAAUGAACAUAGACAUGAGCUUCAAGACCCGUGCCUUCACCACCAUCCUCGUCCUCUUCUCCGUGUUUACAGUGUGCUGGGCCCCCUUCACCGCCUACAGUUUGGUAGCCACGUUCAGCGACGGCUUCUACCACAGAGACAGCUUUUUUCAAAUCAGCACGUGGGUCCUGUGGUUGUGCUACCUCAAGUCGGCCCUCAACCCUCUUAUUUACUACUGGCGGAUCAAGAAGUUCCGCGACGCCUGCCUCGACCUGAUGCCCAAGUACUUCAAGUUUCUUCCUCAGCUGCCGGGCAACACGAAGAGGCGCAUACAGCCGAGCGCGGUGUACGUGUGCGGAGAGCAUCGCUCGGUGGUCUAAAGGAAAGAAAUCCACCCUUAAGCACUGUUAAAAACAUAAUGUACCUUGCAGUUCUGGACCUGUUGUGUUGUUUGGUGGUAUACUUCUGUUGGCAGGUGUUCAGAGUGAAAUCAAGGGGGCCUUGUUGCUACAGGUACCAGUGGAAAAAUGAACCACAAUCCAGGAAGUUUUACUUUUUGUCAAACAUCGGUGGUACUGAAACAUUUGUUCACCGUGGUUUUUAUCAUAAUAUCUUUAUUAUUAUUGUUUUUAACUGUAAUGGGUCCAAAUAGUACAUUCUUGAAGACUAUAACAUGAUUUUCUAAUAAACCCUUUUUUUAUUUGACAAAAGAAGCCAAAUGUGUUAAACACAAACCGCUUAACAAGAACUUUGUAAAUGAAAAUACAGCAUAAAAUUGGCAAAAUAUGAACUAAAUCUUCACUUUUUUAGGGGAGGGCCUUCUGACAACAACUUAACAAAUCUGAACACAGUGCACACAAUAUAGUCUGUGCUAGAAGGCAUCGAGUUAAAUACCCAGCUCUACUUGAAAGUUUACUCGUCGCCAUUUUCUCCCCUAUCUUGACGACUGCGAGGUAAAUGGCAGAGUUGAACUGUUCUCACUACAGAUGAAUCCACUAGUGCACGCUUUGAUUGGCCAGUGCAGUACUUUGCCAGAUGACAUUGCGAGAGUUGAGUUGGGGUCAAUUUUUUUUUUUUUUUUUUGUCCGGACGACCUCGCAUUUCCUCUCUCCGGCCCUGUGCAUUGAAAAGCCCUGCAGUGUUUUAAUGCAGUGCUGAUGUCGAUCUGACUCACCGUUGUCAUCGUAGGUUCAGCAACAAUGUAUGAAGGUUCUCAGUAGGUCAUGGGACAUCAGAUUGGUCGAGGCAACUGGACUUACUGUGUGGAAGGCCUUUUUUUUUUUUUUUGCAUCCAAUCAAAGAGGCUUCAUCACUGGUGAAACCUACAAUUGUCAUACCUCUCGUUGUGGUCGGGUUCCUUCGCCAUUUGCUUCCCAUUUUGAAAAAACGUGUUGGCUGCUGGUGCAGGCGCAGUACCAUGCUUCAUUUUUACAGUUACAGUUUACAGCAGGUGAUUUAGAAUUGAAGUUUUUAGAUUUAAAUCCUAAUGCAAAAUCUGCGCUGGUCUUGUACCACUGGAAGUCUAGUUGCCUUUUGAGUGUGUGUGCAGACCUUUUCAUUCAUUUCAUUGUAUAUCAAGAAGUACCGAGUGAAGAGCGACUGUGCGGGCUGUUGUCUCAAAAAGCAGACCAAACAACGGGUACAAUUGCCUUCGAUUUAGUAAUUGUAGAUAAAGGACCGUGUAUCUCUUUUAUACAGGCGGCGGAGACGCGCAUCUCCACCAACGGCCUCUUCAGUAGAAAGGCUCGAUGAUAGUACCAGAAGGUUGUUGUUUUUUCCAAUACCAACAUUCUCUCGUGUUUAAUGUUGUCAAAACACAAGCUUUUUGCCGAAAGUCAAAAGUUGGCAAAAUGUUUUUUGAAAUCGGGAACUAGAAGUCAAGAAUACAAAAUUGUCCAAAUAUUUGACGCCAGCUUUUGAUAAUUGUCAGUUUUCAUUAUUUGGUUCUACCGACACGUUGCUUUCGGAAAACAAAAGGUAUUUCAAAUUGGAGCUCUAUAUUCGGUAGACCAAAAUGCAGCGCUGAGACAUUUCCAUCUGAGAGAUACUACCUUGGGUGAACUCGCUGUGUUGCUCUCGUAAUGCGACAGCCACGGCUCUUUCUCCGCCUACUCGACACAAAGUACAAACGACUUCUCUGAGGAUGGUUGGGGAGGUCAUUCUGGGAAAUAAAAGGAACGGUUUAAGUGAAGUAUAGUCUUCUGAAGGAAACUGUAAAAAAGUAAAUGAAAACACUUUUAUAACUCCUGGAAUGCACUGAACGGCACAUACUGUGUGAGCGUAUAAAACGGGUGAUUUUGUGUUCGUUUGAUAUUGUACUAAGAAGACAGGCGCUGCUGGGGUCGACUUGACUUGUCUUUUCUUGCCACUGGAAUCACAAGUCUUGGAGGGGGGGGGGGACUGUGUUUUAGCUACGUAGAACUUGUUUUAUGGGGCAUGUAAAUUAAAUAGCUUCAAUGGAAUUUUGAAUAUGGUCAGAAAGUGGCCGCGACACAUUUGGACGUGUGUAUUUCUAUUUAAAUGUUUUGGGUGUGCCUAUUGAUUAGUCCAUUUGCCAGUCAGAAUGCUGCUAUAUCUGGUGAAAAUGUGCAAUUUUAGUGUACUGUACUGUUGAAUGUAAUAAAGAAAUGGACAUUUCUUACCUUGGUAAACUAUA